Zootoca vivipara (common lizard) is the source of this 6924-nucleotide messenger RNA. RefSeq names its product Ras association domain family member 5 (gene RASSF5). NCBI's taxonomy places the organism in Eukaryota, Metazoa, Chordata, Lepidosauria, Squamata, Lacertidae. The record is from RefSeq and is a predicted model, not a curated record. Gene Ontology annotation, biological process: signal transduction. Gene Ontology annotation, cellular component: nucleus.
UAUUAUUAUUAUUAUUAUUAAUUUGCACUCUGCAGCCAGUGCACUCCCACUGCUGGUUUGGGAAGCAGAGUGCAUGCAGAUAAUCCAUAUCUAUCCUGUUGUUACUUAUGAAAUAUUGCAUCUUCAAUCCAAAUCAAGUAUAGAACUGCACAGCUGUGUUUUAAACUGGUAAUCAUUACCGUAAAGUAUACAAAGCCGGUGUUUCUAACCUCCUUCUCAGGGUCUGGUAGAUGGGUUAAGUUUGAAAGAACGGGGGACAGGUCUGAAAAAAAUCCAGUCUAGCCCCACUUCCUCCACUGUCCUAAGGCAAAUGCAUGUGGGGUGGAGAGAGGAAUAAGGGGGGGGAUCUGGGUGUCGUCUUCCCUCUCCUUCCUGUCAAACAUGGCAGGUCUUUAUUUAGCUUUAUAUGCACACAGCAGAUUUUAAAGCUACCGGGGCAUCUUCACCUUGAUCUGUGACUUUCCUAGCCUUACUCACACAUCACUCUCUGUUCUGGCUACAUGUGGUGGGGAGCAGGAUGAUCCAAUAACCCUUUGCUGCCUCAGCUGAUGGCUGUAUGUAUAGAUUAAAGGCCUGCAUUUGUACAGUCCAUGCAUCUAGGUCUGAUCCACACAGUCACAUCUGAAUAUUGCUCAUAUUGCAUCUUGACUUUGCCAAAGUGAUAAGCUUAAUUUGGAUCAUGGACCUUCAUCCUCUACUUCAGUAGCUAUGACUCAUACCAUUCUCCUACAUUGACAUUUGCAUUUAGUAUGUUUUAUUGAAUUGCUAAAUGCCCAUGCUUUUAUGUUCUGGCUUGAACAAAUGUCUUUCCUUUAGAUAUAUUUAACUUCUAGCUUGGGUCAUUUUGAAACACCUACACUCACCUGCUUGCUGUUCUGGUCUUAAGAUGUGGAGUUAUAAAGUGAUUUCUCAGGAGGCUUGGAAAGGUGACCAACUCUGACUAAUUUGGAAAGAACGUGGGCUGUCAAACUUCAGUUCAUGUGCCACAUACACCUGAUCAGCAUCUUCAGUUUUCUCCUGAGUGUAGCAAACUAAUAGGAGGUGGCAGUGAUUGAAGUGCCAGCAUUAAAACUGAUGACCCUAAUCUGAUUUUGAUCUGUAGAAAGUCACUCCAAGGCUGUGGUUGAAUGGGGGAAAUCGGAAACCUUGCUUGGACAGGUGGGGCCUCUGUCAGUAACAACUAAUCCUGCAGCAGUGGAUGACAUUAUCACUGGGUAGCAGCUAUUAUAGCAGGUUGUCACAGUGCCAGUACAGUGGUACCUCGGGUUACAAACACUUUGGGUUCCAGACUCCGCUAACCCAGAAGUAGUACCUCAGGUUAAAAACUUUAUCUCAGGACGAGAACAGAAAUUGUGUGCUGGCGGUGCAGCGGCAGCAGGAGGCCCCAUUAGGUAAAGUGGUGCCUCAGGUUAAGAACGGUUUCAGGUUAAGAACGGACCUCCGGAACGAAUUAAGUUCGUAACCAGAGAUACCACUGUAAUGGAAAGCAGGGCCCAUUCCAUCAGCUCUGCUGACAGACUAUCUCCACUGGGCUCUUGCUCCUGAAUUUCUUCCCCCUCCACUCUUCCCUCCCCAUCACUUUCCCCUCUUGUGUCAUGUCUUUCAGAUUGUGAGUCAGCAAACAGGGACCGUCUUGUUUUCGUUAAUGAUACGUAAGCCACUCCGGGAGCUGUUUGCUGAAGAACAAGUUAAAGAUAUAAAACUUGUUUGAAGAAAUAAAGUGCAGCACUGGAGUAAUGUCAUUGUUUUAGUGUUGCUGAGCUGACAAAGUGGUUGGGACAGCCCAUCCAAAGCACUUUUAAAUACAGGAGCGGCAGGUUGGGAUUGCAAGCUAGAAAUAAUAACAACAAUGCAAAUUGUGUAUGGGAGGAGAAGUGGAUGUUUUGCAGCUGAUGAGUUUCUGUUGAUGCAAGGCUGAGAACAUGAGAAACCAGGCUGCUCCAAGGAUGAUGACAAGCUUGUGCAAGUUUGCAAGCUGUGCCAUUUUUGUCAACUUGAGCAUUCUAGAAAUCUCUACAUAAUUUUUUGCUUAAAUGCUGUGUAUAUCCUUAUCUGGUCAUCUAAUAACUUAUUUAACUCCUUAGAAGUUUUUUUAAAAAAAAACACCCAACAACAAUACAAACGUCUUCUUUUGAAAAACAAACCCUAUAGACAGACGUUCUUUGCAUUUGCUCCAAUGAUAUUUUACUGACAUAGCACAUUCCAGCUUCACACCUAGCCCAGUUUUGUAGAUAAAAGUAUGCAGUUAAUAAUGUAAGAAGUGGAUCAGUUCAUGGCUCCAUCUAUCUACUCAAGUAUCCUGCUUCCUACAGUGCUCAGCUAAAUGCUUCCAGAAAGCCCACAAGCAGGGGGCAUAAAGCCAGCAGCCUUUUUCCACUGCCCACAGGUAUUCAGAGGUACACUGACCCAGAACAAGGACAGUUCCUUAAGCUAUCAUAGCCUUUGAUAUAGCUCACCUCAGUCAAUUAUGUUUAAUCUCCAUUAAAAAAACCUAUGUGACACACUUUUCAGACAUUAUGUUCCUUAUGAUUACAAUCAUAUGGACCAUGAGAGCAGCUGGCCCUACUCCUGCCAUUGCAUCUCCAGUGACCUAGCUCUGCUACGAUCCUUGUUUUGAAAGUCUGAAGCAGGGAAUCUGUUCUGUGUGCAGAGACUCCCCACACAUUUGAGAACCCUGCCAACAUAGGAGCCAACUCCUAGGGGUCGUAGGGGCUUCUGCCCCCAAAGUAAAAUAUUUCAGGGGGUUGGGCCCCCACAAAGUUGAUGGGCAUUCCCAUUCAAAUGGUGUGUGUGCACUGCAUCAUGUGAUAUUAUGCAGGGCAGGGCUAACCUGGGCCCCCACAAUAUUUUAUUCAAGUUGGCACUCCUGCCUGCCAAUAUGGGAUUCAGGUGAGGAGUUGAAUGCCCAAAUAGGGGUUGGUUCCAUAGUCUUCUCCGCAUCUUGUGGCAGUGAUUUACAUGUAUUGGUUAUGCAUUCUAUUUGUCUGUUUAUUAAAUUUUAUAUGCCACAUUUUCUUCCAAGGAGUUCAAGGCAAUGGUUCUCUCCUCUAUUUUAUCUUCACAACAACCCCUUGAGUUAGGUUAGGCUGAGAAAUAGUGAUUGGCCCAAGGUCACACAAUGAGCUUCAUGAGGCUGAUUCAAACCCUGGCCUCCCAAGUCAAAGCCCAGCACUCUAACCAUUACACCACACUGGCUCUCAUUAUAUAUGGAGAAGAAAUUUAUUCUAUCUAUCCCAAAUCUACUGCUAUUCAGUUAACAAACACCACGACAGCUUAAAAUAUUGAAAAGGAUUGAAGUCUUAACUUCUGAAGGUGGCACCGCUCAAAGAAGCAGCUUCAAUUUGUAUGCAGGUUUAUUUGGGAAAAUACGGCUCUUUGUAGAUUCCUGGGCCCCAAGGCAUUUAAACUUCACUACUUAAUGCAGCAGUCCAAAUAUAGCAAUACCAUAGAUUUAGUUUAACAGUGUCAUGGUACUAGUCAUUGCAUUCCCCCCCCCCAUUCCAAAUGCCUUUUUUUAAAGAAACCGCACAGUAUAAACUAAGGCUUUUUAAUUGAGCUGUCAACCAUUUCAAUAUUUCCUUCCUGUAUAUUUCCACUGCUAUCCCAUCAAUGUGUACAAGACUUGCUGAUUUUUUUGCCCUGGUGUGUCUUGCUUUAGUACACAGGUUCUUGUUGGUUGUCAAAGUAUAACCAUAAUAUUGCAAGAUGCUGAAGAACCUUUUUACACCUGCUCUCUGAGCAAGAAGGAUUAGCUGUGAAGUGGAGGCUGGUGCCCAUUACAACUAAUAGGGUGGAAGGCAGGGAGACCAACAGCAGGUGGUGCCAGAGGCAAUAGCAAGUGAAGCUGGAGCCAAUGAUAGAUGGAGCUAACUCAUUCUGGUUUUGUCCCCAUCCUCUUCCCUGUUGAGUUCUACAUGGGCAACACUGAGCUUGAGGAGGAAGAGGAGGCUAGCAUCCAGUGUCACCCACUGGGCUGGUUGCAAGUAAGGAGGCAGGCAGAUGGGGGCAGGUUGAGUUUGGUGGGAUAGUGCUCCAUUUCCCUAUUGCACCAGCCUCCACUCGUCGUAACUGUGUACUGUAGAUCCUAUAGAAGGCUUUGUGUUAAGACUCCUUAGAUUUUCAAAACGGCUUUUGAAAAUGAGAUUAUAUUUCAUAAAUAUUGUGAGCAUAAUUUCUUAAGGAAGUUAAAGAAUUGGAGAGACUGCUUUUAGUUUCUCCUUUAGAAAUGCAUCCAAGCACUAAGUUCCAAUACUGGGACCCACCUGGCAUGAAGAUGGAGGGGGCAGGCGUGGGUAGCUCCCUGGCAGCAAAUCUGGAAGCUGUAUUUGGCUCUCCUUAAACAGGUGUGAGAAGUGGCAGCUAAGCCUGCUGCACUGGGAGACUUAUCUUUCCCUUCAACAGCAUUAUUAGGUGUCAGGUGUGGAAGCAAACAAGUGGGAAAGGAAGAGCAUGACCGGUUGUGCAGAAGGAGUGUACUUAUGUGUGGAGAAUGACCAUAGAUACAUUUUAAAAUGCUGUUUUUGCAAAGGAAGGUGCAUGCUGAACUUUAUGUAACUGGACAGGUGGCCUGUGGAGAAUUUGGGGGGGCAGGGGGGUAGGCUUUUGUUUCAAAGCACAUGCCAGUAUUCUUGGAGACAGUUAACCUGGCGGCUCAGAGGCUGAGCAGGACUUCAGCCUAACCUUGGGAAAUCAAAGGCAGUAAAAUAUUCUGGGCUUUCCGGCUUAGGCUCAAAGAACUGUGCUUCAAGUGCCUCCAACAUAGCAAUAGGUGACAAAUGGAAAAGUCUAACCUGAUGCGUGGCGAUUGCUAAGGUUAUGAUCAAAACUGCCAUUUCUUUUUGUGCCAGCUAUGCUGAAAAAUCAUCCUGACUGUUCUAAAAUUAGCUGCAGAACACAAGAGGCACUGGCUGGUUCCUUCGCUGGUGUGUUGCUAGGGGAAUCUAUCCAUAUCUCUCUCAUUUUGCACCAAUCCAACUGGUUAGUUUUUAGGGCUGGGACUGAGUGUAGAAGCACCAUCAUGACAGGUGGCAUAUUGUGUCUCUAGAGAUUAGUUUUUUGUUUUUGUAUGAAAUCUCCAAUAGAUGUUUAACCUCUACUGUUAAAAGUGAAUGGGAGGGUGCUGUUUGUAGACUUCUAAAUAGCCUUGCUCUGCAUCACCACACCCCAUGACCAUUCCUAGCUUUUACCAUUGUAAGGUUUGUUUGUUUUUACCAAAAAAACAAAAACUAGUUAAAACAGUUUCUGGGCUAAGAUGAAAUGGAUGAGGUUGGUUUUGGACAGCUUUCGUGCAAGAUAGGAAUGCAUUAAAUUACCAAAGGAUAUGCACCUGGAUAGCAGUGCAUUGGAGGUUUGUUAAGUGAUAUAUUUUUAAUCAGCUGCUCUCAUCUCUGUCCCUACCUUUUGUGAAUGUUGUUAUGGACACUGAGGAGCUAGGAGCAGGCUGUCUCCUCCCCUGAUGGUGUAACUCGACUUCUCUGUGUGUCUCAAACGGUGCCAAUCAAAAUCAGCUGAGAUGCUGACAGCCUCCCCGUUAAGAACCCGCUGCAGAAACUGUGUGAGAAAUCUUGCAAGAGGAAGUGGCUCAACUCUGCUCGACAGAAAGCAAGCAGGAAGGGGGGGGGGAGAAGGAGGGAGGUGAUGCCGUUCUCGCAACCAGCCUCCGUGGGCUGCAGGCAAAAGAAUCAAGCCACAGAUGGGGAAUGAGUUUGUAAGCAGCAACCACCACCACCAGCAGCAGCAGCAGAGAAACCCCUUCGGGUCCGGCACCACCCUCUCCACUUCUGGCAAUGCUUAGUCCGAGAAGGGAGGUUGGUGGCUGAAGAGAGGAGAGGUGAUCCCCAGCAAGGCUCGUUUCUCCCUUAAAGGAGACGUCACCGGGUUUGCUGAGCAGAGAAAACUGUUGCAAAGCAUGGCAAGUGGGAGCUGGAGAGGCUGACGCCGUGCUUGCUUGCUUGCUGCUGCUGAGAUUGCCUGGAACUGGAUUGGGAAACAGCGCUGCUGCCGCAGUGAGCGGAGAAUCCGAUGGUUACCUGGUUCUCUAGCUCACAGGAGGGCUUCACGUGCGCCCAGGACCCGGGAUCCCCUCUUGGAUGACGGUCGACAACAGCAUGAGCAGUGGCUACUGUAGUUUGGAUGAAGACUUGGAGGACUGUUUUUUCACAGCCAGGACCACCUUAUUUAGGAGCGCUCAAAGCAAAUUUGCCACAAAGAAUGUAACAAAACCAGUGGAAGAAAAAGAAGAAGAAAAACCUAAAGCUCCUACUGUCCAAGAGUUGAAGGAGAAGAUUGAUAAUUACAACUCAAAAGUCAACAACUGCUUGCUGAUGAAGCUGAAUGAUGAUGGCACUUACACAGGCUUCAUCAAAGUUCACCUGAAACUUCGCCGGCCUGUGACGGUGCCAGCAGGGAUCAGGCCGCAGUCCAUCUACGAUGCCCUCAAGGAGGUCAACAUGGCCAACAUGACAGAGAAGAGAACAUCCUUCUACCUGCCACUGGAUGCCAUCAAACAGUUGCACAUCAGCAGCAGCACCACCGUGAGUGAGGUGAUCCAAGGACUUCUGAAGAAAUUUAUGGUGGUGGACAACCCACAGAAAUUUGCACUUUUCAAGCAGAUGCAGAAAGAUGGUCAAGUUCUAUCCCAGAAGCUCUCGGUAACAGAGUACCCUUUGUACCUCCGGCUACUAGCAGGUCCUGACACAGACAUUCUCAGUUUUGUGUUGAAGGAAAACGAAACAGGGGAAGUUGAGUGGGAUGACUUCUCUAUUCCAGAGCUACAAAAUUUCCUGGUGAUACUAGAAAGGGAAGAAAAAGAGAAAAUCCAGCAAGUGCAGAAAAAGUAUGACCGGUUUAAACAAAGACUGCAGGAGGCCUUGAAAGAAGCAAAUGGGAAGCCUGGAUAACCCAAACUUGGAAGUGUGGCUAGGG